UGGAUGGGGAAAGGAUUAACAAGCACAUAUUAAUUAUGCACGGGAAUGGGGCAAUUUAGCUGGAUCCCUGGAUGGAAAUUGUGGCGUUUCUACUCCCUUUCCCUUUGUUUCUAUUUCCCCCCCUCCCUCCUCUGCUAUUUCCCCUUGUUUCUUUCCAUUGCCGUGGAGAACCAUAGCUCUGGUUCAUCAAUACAUGGCUGGCGGGAUCCAUCAGUUCAAAAAAUGGAUGAUUACAUCGUCCAGUUGGAUGGCGGAGGUCACUGUGUACACAAGUCUGCCGGCAAACGUUCCCUCAAAUUUGACCUCAACAUAGAGUAUACCGGCAACGACGACGAUCUCUUAAAACUUGGGCAAUCCAGCUACGACUCUUACCAACAUCCUGAAGAUCUGGAUGAUCCGGCCUCCGUGGAGCAUGCGCCUGAUAUCGUCGUUGCGAAUGUCGAGCCCGUUGGAGUCGUGGAGGAACAAUAAAAUUGUCUCAAUAAAAAUAUAUACUUAUGUGGAUCUCGACUUUUCAAUUCAAUAAGUACCACUGUAGUGGUAUUUUUCAUCAUUGAAGUGAUAGUGCAAUAAGUACCACUGUAGUGGUAUUUUUCAUCAAUGGUAUUCUUUUACAAUUUAUUGUACAAUUCCAAACAGCUCUUCUGAUACAAUUUUGUUAUAAACUCAGGUGUGGUUGGCACCGUGGUCCCAGAAGACGAGUCAACAUGGAAGCAUUUGCGUUUUGAGGACAAGGAUGAAUUUAUUAGGUUCUACAAGAAUUUUGCUCAUGGAAGAGGCUUCUCAGUUAGAAAGACUGGUGCAAUUUACAAGAGAAGAUCAUACUUUCCACAUCCAUUUAUAUUUUACUUUGGAGGGAGGUGCAGCAAAGGGGGCUACAAAGAAGGCAGCAUAUUGGAUCCUAAAAAUAAAGAAGAUGUCGUGGAUUAUGACAGUGAUAAUGAAAGGGAUAGGGGUGAGGCUCGUAUUGGUUGCAAAGCAAUUGCAAUGUGCAGGUAUGAGCACAGCACCAGAAAUUAAAGAAUUUAUAAAUGGACGGAUGUCCACGACCAUGAGUUACAUGAUGAGGCCUCACGACGAUUCUUACGCUCGAAUCGGGAAGUAACUGCUGAAUAUGCUUUUUUGCAAAAAUAAAUGAUGCUGCUGGGAUUCCGGCUUCGAAUACUUUUGAUUCAUUUGCUGCUGCGGCAGGAGGUAAGGAAAAUUUGCCUUUUAUUCAAACGGACUUGAAGAACUAUAUCCAAAAGACAAGGAAAAAGCCUUUCACCCGGGGCGAGGCUAACAUGUUUCAUCAGUAUUUCAAGAGCAAGGCUAAAUGUGACCCGUCCUAUUUCAGCGAGAUGCAAGUUGAUGAGAAAGAUGAGAUUUCAACCAUUUUUUUCGCUGACGGUAAAAUGAGGUUUGAUUACGAGUGUUUUGGGGAUGCAAGCAGUUUUGACACGACGUAUCGUACCAACAAUGGAUGCAGACCAUUAGGUACGUUAAUCAGUGUUACCAACUAUCAAAGUACUGAUACAUUUCAUUGUUUUGGUAGUUGUCAUCUGAUAUUUGUGAUACAUGUCCAUUGUUACAGCUUUAUUUGUCGGCUUUAAUAAUCACAGAGAGCUGUGCAUUUUUGGUGUGGGCCUGAUGUGCGAGGAAACAGCAGAAAAAUUCUCAUGGCUUUUCCAACAAUUCCUUAAGUGUAUGUCUGAUAAGCAACCGGUUUCUAUAUUCACCGACCAGGCCAAAGCAAUAGCGGUAGCAAUAAAGAAACAUUUCUGUGAUUCAUUCCAUGGUCUUUGCACCUGGCAUAUUCAUCAAAAUGGGAUGGUUCAACUUACCCCUGCACUUUACAACUCUGGAGUAAGGCAAGAGAUUCAAAUCUUGAUGUAUAACGUUGACACGGAGGAUGAGUUCGAUCAUGUAUGGACCAGAAAUGAUCGAAACUUUUUUCAAGGGAAAGGUCCAGACGGACAUCGCUGGUUAGCGAAGCUACGUAAACACAGGUUUGUUUGUCCUUUUUUAAUUGUUUUGUUUUCAUUGGGUUAUCAUAUAAGUACCACUCCAGUGAUACUUUGUAGUGUUGUAUCAUGCUGACUAUAAAUGUACCACUCCAGUGAUACAAUGGACAUGUAUCUCAUUCCAUUUGUUCAUUGGGUUAUCAUAUAAGUACCACUUCAGUGAUACUUUGUAGUGUUGUAUCAUAUAAGUACCACUCCAGUGAUACAAUGGACAUGUAUCUCAUUCCAUUUGUUCAUUGGGUUAUCAUAUAAGUACCACUCCAGUGAUACUUUGUAGUUUCUACCACUAACUGUAUACUUUGUACCAUAUUUCACCAUUGCAGGCACAAAUGGUCUAGGCUGGGUCUGCGAGAGCAUAGAACAAAUGGAAUGAGAAGCU
Molecule: messenger RNA, 2382 nt
Organism: Linum trigynum
Lineage: Eukaryota; Viridiplantae; Streptophyta; Magnoliopsida; Malpighiales; Linaceae
Source: the annotation of a GenBank genome assembly